AUGGGGCUUUUGCUUGACUUCAUUAACAAUUCAAAUGCAGAGAGCAAACAUCUUCAAGAGAUCAACCCAGAUUACACCCAGUGGAUAUUUCAUGGGGAGGAGGAGACAACAUUGUACGUCAGUGAUGAUGAUAUUGAUGACGAUAUCAUCCAAGAAGACGAUUACAUAGAUGACAUGCAGCAUAUGUUGGAUGACAUCCGGGCAGGCACCUUCGUUGAUGUGCCCCAAGAUAGCACUCCUGCGCCAAACAAGCCACCAGUUACUAUAGAUCCACCAGUACCAUCUUUCGACCAGCUAUUAGAGGAUGUCCUACGUCCGCUUUUCGACAGGUGUACAAAAUUUUCAAAGCUGUCAUUCGUUGUCAAGUUGUUACACAUCAAAUCAAUCAGUGGAUGGUCAAUUGAGUCAUUUGACAUGCUCCUUGAUUUGUUGAGGUCUACCUUUCCUAAUGCCCUCUUGCCACAAUCAUAUGAGGAGUCAAGGUCUUUGGAGCGUGGUUUGGGCUUCAAGUACCACAAAAUCCAUGCGUGCCCCAACAACUGCAUCUUAUUUUGGAAGGAAAAUGUUGCUCUUAAUGAAUGUCCUGUAUGUAAGGCUUCGAGGUGGAUACCAAAUACACACGGGUCACGCACGAUACCUCAAAAAGUAUUGCGUCACUUUCCUUUAAAGCUGAGAUUGCAGCGUCUCUUUAUGUCUGCAGAGAUGGUAGGUGAUAUGCGAUGGCACAAAGAGCAACGGACGAUAGAAGAUACUUGUAUGAGACAUCCGGCCGACUCUAAGUGCUGGAAGAAAUUUGAUGAAGAUCAUGGUUGGUUCGCUGCGGAUCCUCGCAAUGUUAGGCUCGGUCUGGCAAGUGAUGGCUUCACUCCCUUCAACAACUUGGCUAAACCUCAUAGCAUUUGGCCAGUGAUCCUUAUCCCCUAUAACUUGCCGCCAUGGUCACCAAGGAAUGAGAUCGAUGUAUACUUGCAGCCGUUGACCGAUGAACUGCUUGAAUUUUGGCAAGAUGGGGUACCUACAUAUGAUGCCUCAACUAACAAAACGUUUAUGUUGCAUGCUGCCUUAUUGUGGACAAUCAAUGAUUUUCCUGCCUACAGGAAUCUGUCUGGCUGGUCAACAAAGGGGAAAUUGGCUUGUCCGUCUUGCAAUUUUGACACAGACUCCAAUUGGUUGAAAUAUGGCCGAAAACAUUAUUACAUGGGACAUCGACACUUCUUACCACCAGAUCACAUAUGGAGAAGAAGGAAAGGGUUAUUCAACGGUAGAGAAAAUCAUCGCAUGCCACCAAGGGACAUAGGAGCUAAAGAUAUUCAAACUCAAUUACAGAUGAUUGGGGAUGUUCAGUUUGGCAAAUCUCAUAAGAAGAGAAAAUGCACUGUUGAAGAGCUGAACUGGACAAAGUGUAGCAUAUUCUUCGUGUUACCUUAUUGGUCAACAGUUCGACUUCGGCAUAAUUUAGAUGUUAUGCAUAGUGAGAAGAAUAUUGCCGAUAACAUCUUAUUCACUUUAAUGAACAGUCUAGGAAAAACUAAGGAUAACAUUAAUUCAAGGCGUGACUUGGAGAUUUUGGGCUAUAGAAAAGAAUUACACCUGAGCGUGAUGGUGAUCGUGUAA
Messenger RNA from Juglans microcarpa x Juglans regia, 1614 nucleotides. RefSeq lists its product as uncharacterized. The record is from RefSeq and is a predicted model, not a curated record. Lineage: Eukaryota; Viridiplantae; Streptophyta; Magnoliopsida; Fagales; Juglandaceae. The transcript is spliced from 3 exons. The coding region runs from base 1 to 1614 and encodes 537 amino acids.